UGGAAACAGUGUGACAAAUAUGGUCACUUUUGAUUCUUGUAAAACUAGAAACAACACAUGGAAGAAAGAUAUGUUUCCCUGGUUUAUUAUCUAAUAUCUGCUCUAUAGAACAAAAUCUUGAUGAAGGAUUUAAAAGGUUUUUUGUCUUGUACACCAAAAGCCUUAAAGGGCCAAGAAGGAUAGCUUGGUGGAAAGAUGCCUGCUGUCUGGUUUGCUCUCAAGAGAUCGUUGCACUGUAAAUCAGGGCCAGCAGAUGUUCACGAUCCAAAGGUGAGUGGAAACAAAAAUGAUAAUAAUCUGAGCAAUAUUUUGACAAAGAAAACAGGCAGGUCUGGAUGUUCAAGGUCUAUUGCAAAUCUCAGAGAUGUUAUUCAUGGAAGCAAGAGGCAUCUGGAGAAGCCCCCAAUAUGUAGUCCAAGAUCCAUCGGAAGCAGUGAACUUCUGAACCCAAUUACUCAUGAGGUGGUGCUCAGUAAUUCAACUUGUGAACUGAAAAUAACUGGCUGUGGUUUCUCAGAUGUUAAUUGUACCAAUGGUGGUGUAGAAAGUGGUUGUUCAGCCUUUGUGGGAACCCUGAAGCCAGGAACUCCAGGCCCUGGAGGCCACCAUCCUAAAGGCCUAGCUAGUCCUGCAAGGAGGAGUUCCAGCAGCCUUUCCAGGAGGAGGGCCUCUGGAUUUGGUGGUAAUAGCUCUAGAACCAGGUAUUCCUUUGGAGCAGAUUCCCAUGGCUUUUCACCUUUAGCCUGCCAUAAAUGUGGUGAGCAAUUUGUAAAGUGGGAAGCAGCUGAAGCACAUCACCUAUCCAAGCAUGCUGUUACUGAACUUCUUGAAGGAGAUUCUUCUAGGAAAAUAGUGGAGAUAAUAUGCCGGACUAGCUCGUCAAAAUCUGAUAACAAUGCUGGAGGAAUAGAGAGGAUUUUGAAGGUCCACAAUAUGCAAAAGACACUAGCUCAAUUCGAAGACUAUAGAGAAACGGUGAAGAUCAAAGCUAGCAAACUUGCCAAAAAACACCCGCGGUGCUUGGCCGAUGGCAAUGAACUUUUAAGGUUCCAUGGCACAACAGUUGAAUGCCCCCUUGGGACGAAUGGCUCAGCCAGCCUAUGUACGUCUGGCAAAUGCGGCGUUUGUCAAAUCCUAAGACAUGGUUUUUCGACGAAUAAGGAAUCGAACAAUGGGAUUGGCGUUUUCACAGCAUCCACAAGUAACAGAGCAUUUGAAUCAGUUGAAGUUUCUGAUGAUAAAACUUCUCUAAGGAAGGCUCUAAUAGUAUGCAGAGUAAUUGCAGGCAGGGUUCAUAAACCACUGGACAAUGUCCAAGAACUGGCUGGUCAAUCAGGUUUCGAUUCAUUGGCUGGAAAAGUUGGCUUAUACUCUAAUAUUGAAGAACUCUAUUUGCUCAAUGCCAAAGCUCUCCUUCCUUGUUUCGUGGUGAUUUGCAAAACAUAAAAGAAAGAUUGCAUUGUUAAAGACAAAAUAUAUAUAAUUUUUUCUGUAUCAAAUUCCCUUCUGCAAUUUUUUUUUCUCUUCAAGGACAAUUGUUUUACUUAUAUUGAACUUUCCAUUAAUGAUCUCGUUCUUUCCUUCUGUAGUUUGAAAGUUGGAAAUGGAAUGGGGGUACUCUUUUCUUUUGGAUUAA
Messenger RNA from Coffea eugenioides, 1636 nucleotides. RefSeq lists its product as uncharacterized. Bases 196 to 1446 code for a protein of 416 amino acids. NCBI's taxonomy places the organism in Eukaryota, Viridiplantae, Streptophyta, Magnoliopsida, Gentianales, Rubiaceae. The transcript is spliced from 2 exons. The record is from RefSeq and is a predicted model, not a curated record.